AUGGCGGGGCUUCAGUUUCGCUACCAUCCCUCCGUCGCAGACUUUGCCGUUCCCAAAAGGGACUAUCUAGCAGCUCACGCAGACGGCGCCUAUGGCUACAUUGCGACCAGCGCCAUCGUCGUGGACAACUUUGCCAGCCCCGACCCGCGCGUUCUUCUUCUUCAGCGCGCAGCCGGGGACAGCGACCCAAACCUGUGGGAGCCUGCCGGCGGCGCGUGUGAAGACGACGAUGCAAGCAUCCUGUGGGCUGUCGCUCGAGAAUUGAGCGAGGAGGCUGGGCUGGAGGCGGCGUUUAUUGUUGGUCAGGUGGGAAAGCCACAUUUCUACCUCGUUGAUAACGACACGAAAAAGGUCUGCCAGUUUAAUUUUGUUGUACUGCUGAGAACAGAUGAUGAAGCGGCGGUCAAGUUGGACCCGAAUGAGCAUCAACGCUUUGUGUGGGCUACGAAAGCUGAAGUCGAAGCAAGAAGAGUCGAGUCGGAUGGUAUAGACUUGGUUUUCACGCGUGAGGAAGUUUGCCUUUCUGUCCUGCAAGCGUUCGAUUACUGUCCGCUUCAGUCCGACACACACUAG
Messenger RNA from Beauveria bassiana ARSEF 2860, 573 nucleotides. Its product is annotated as NUDIX domain protein. The record is from RefSeq and is a predicted model, not a curated record. Lineage: Eukaryota; Fungi; Ascomycota; Sordariomycetes; Hypocreales; Cordycipitaceae. The coding region runs from base 1 to 573 and encodes 190 amino acids. The transcript has a single exon.